GCUCGUGCGGCCGCUGAUUAGCCGAGUGAGUGGGCAGAGGUGCGCGGUAAAAUGCUAUCAUGCUAGUUUUACCUAGCGACUGUUCACACAAGAGUUUGCAUGACCAACCGUUUGGCUAGCACACAAGAUCUACGUGUUCCUGACUUCACGGAAAAACAGAGACAAGUCCUGCACGCAUAUGGGAAGAUGUCAGGCACAUGCCAGGACCGAAGUAGCCGGUGGCAGGACAUUCAGAAAGGCCUACAAUUCAUUCAAUCUACUCUGCCUUUUCCUGGCUCUCAGGAGCAGUAUGAGGUGUUCAUUCAGAGUUUGGUGAGGAAUCUGUUUGGCGAGGGAAAUGAUGUGUUCCUUGAAGGCGAAUGGGCACGAUCUGUUGAGUUAUACACAGAAGCCUUAAACAUAGCAGAGUAUGCCGAAUCCGAGGACAUCAUCAUCCCUCAAGAGAUAAGGGAGAAGCUUCAUGCAAACCGUGCUGCAUCCUACUUGAACAUUGGACUGCACGAUCAAGCCCUAGAGGACUCUGAAAAAGCUCUUCAACUCAAUGAAAGCAACUACAAAGCACUUUACCGGAAAGCUCGGUGUCUGAAAGAGAUGGGAAGACAUCAAGAGGCUUACGAGGCGGUUGCUAAAUGCUCCUUGGCAGUGCCUCAGGACACUCAUGUGAUCGAAAUGACCCAGGAGCUUGCCAAAAUGUUGGGACUGAAAAUCCGUAAGGCUUAUGUGAGGAACAAGCCUGCCUUAAAUGUUUUGCCUGGUGCAAGUUUAUCAGGUGCGGUUAAUGAUAAGCAUUCUCAAAGCUCUGCAUCUGUGGAGGAUAUUGAAAUGGAAGUGGGCCAGUCUAUGCAGGGUAUGGAUGGCCCAGUACCAGUCAGCAUGCCAGUAUGUUCUACUGUAAGUGAGAUGGAAGAAGUAGAGUCUAAGCCUCUCGUCAGUGUCAUCUCACCUCCGGUAGUCCAAGUUGAGACCCAUCACCCAGAGCCUGUUCCCAUGUCACUACAUAUGCCUCUGGUUAAUGGAACCAGGGCCAAUGACUCUUACGUAGUACAAGACAACUGCUUGGACUAUGAUACAGAUAUUAUUGGGGAUGAUCUGGAUGAGCUGUUGGACAGAGCAAGUCCUUCUAAUUCUUCUUUGGAUAUUCCUACAGUGGACGGACCUAUUCCUUUACCGACCAGUAUUGCCGUCAGUAGUUCAAUACAGAGUCCUUUGCUCAUGCCUUCCCACCUAAGCCAUCCGUUUUUCAGUAUGGCUCCACAGUGCACAAUAAAUUUGCCCGCACCGUACCACAAGCCAAUUUCAUCGUACCCUCUUGGUCUGGAUACAUUUUCGUCAGCACUGGAUUCAUUGGAUAGUUUGUCGAUUUCAGAUUCUCAGACAGAUAAAGCCUUUAGCCACCAACAUUUUAUGUCGCUGGGCAAUAGCAACAUGACAGUGCCAACCAUUCCACCCAUUGGGAUGGGUUUCAGUACAUCCGAUGGGGCAUUUGUGCAGGAUUAUCCGCAGCAGCUAGACCUUGCCAAGAACCCACUUGCUGAUACACAUGAUUUUAAACAGGCCUGUUCCUCAUGCUACAUUAAAACUGGACCUGGAGUGCUGGAUUACACUUACCAUCCAGAGGACCACAAAUGCAAAAAAGAUUUGCUUUUGGGUCGAACCAAACAUGCAGAACUUCCAACAUGGAAGCUUAUUCGCCCAAGACCCACUAAAAACCAGUACAUGGGGCCUUAUUAUAUUUGCAAAGAUGUGGCGAUGGGACAAGAAUGCCGGUAUCUUGGCCACUGUACCUUUGCUUAUUGCCAAGAAGAAAUUGAUGUGUGGACCCUAGAACGUAAAGGCUUCAUCUGCAGGGAUAAUCUGUGCGAUCCUUACGGAUAUAGACCUAAGAUCAAUUUGACCGUGCCCAAAAUCCUACAGGAGCACCAUGGGAUAUUUAUGUUCCUCUGUGAGGUGUGCUUUGAUCACAAACCCAGAAUAAUCAGCAAAACCAAUAAGGACAACCCCGGUCUAUGCUCUCACCCAGUGACAAAGCAUGCGUUUGAGGAAAAAAAGUGCCUUGUACACUAUUUAAGGGACAAAACCGUCAGGUACUCCAAAAUCCGUCCAUACAUCCCACUUUGCCAGAUGGAUCUGUGUAGGCAUGAGGUACGAUACGGGUGCCAGCGUGAGGAUUCCUGCUUUUACGCCCACAGCCUCAUCGAGCUCAAAGUGUGGAUGAUGCAGAGUAAACAAGGUAUCACACAUGAAGGUAUUGUUCAGGAGUCACAGAAAUAUUGGAAUAUGGAUGCUGCUGUUCAAGCCCAGGAGCUCCCACCAGCCUUGCGCAGAUUUGGGCCAGCUAACCUGAAGAUGCAGUUUGUAUGUGCUCAGUGUUGGAGGAAUGGCCAAGUCAGCGAGCCGGACAAAAACAAGAAGUACUGCAGUGCCAAGGCCAGGCAUCCUUGGUCUAAAGAGAGACGAGUGGUUCUGGUUAGUUCUAUUGAACGGAAAAAGUGGACUACAGUUCGACCUCUCCCAACAAAAAAGCCUGUUCCUGCUCAGUUUGAAAUUUGCUUGCAUGUGGCAGCAGGCAAAAAGUGUCAGUACAUUGGAAACUGCACAUUUGCUCACAGUACAGAAGAAAGAGAUCUAUGGACUUUCAUGAAAGAUAACAAUAGAGAGGGAAUGGUCAAAAAGCAGGGCAGGAACAUGCUGGUCAAGUGAGUUUUUAAUUUCUUAAGAAUUUUAAGUUAUGUCAUAUUAUUUAAUUACUUUUUCUGUGUUUUAGUUUUUGUCGUGGUGUUGAUUCAGUAUUGGUAUCGAGAUAUUUUAGACGGGUAUCAAAUCGAAGUCAUAAUGUGACAACACUAGAGAUGGGUAUUAUGUACCAUUUGUUUGUUUAAAGUGGGGGUUCUCAACACUGGCCCUCGAGAUCCACUUUUUUUAAUGCAAAUUUUUGUUUCAACCCUAAUCAAACACACCUGAACAAGCUAAUCAAGGUCUUCAGGAUUACUAGAAAGUAACAAGCAGGUGAGUUUGAUCAAGGUUGGAGCAAAACUCUGCAUGAGUUGAGAACCCCUGGUUUAAAGGUACACUACUUAACUUUUGGCCCUAUAUUGGUUAAAAAAUAAAACUGCUUGUAUUUUGUGGAAGAACAUUGUUUUGGGUGUGCUUCGGCUCUGCAUGACUCUGCAGAUGAAUAGGAUUAUCCUGCUGCUAAUAAACCACUCACUACUAAGCUCAAGAGAUAUAACCAGUUUAGAUGGAAAGGAUCUCAAGCUGAUGAGCUGAAGACAUAACUGUAGCUUUACCAUUAUGUGGCAAGUAGACAUGCCGAUAUUCGGUAAUACGAUAUAUCACGAUAAUAAAUAUGCACAAUAUUGUUAUUGUGGCUAUUUCAAAAUACCGUGAAUAAUUACGAAUUAUUCAAAUUUUUAUAAUAAAUUAAGAAUACUUUCCCCAUCAACCGUAUAAAAUGCACAACAUCGCUGUAUCCUGCGCCAAAGGGACACGCGCUCAGAUGUAAACAAGCCCAACGUGAAUGAGAAGCACAUGGCGGAACGAGUGAAGGAGACGCGCUGAAUGAAAGUGCACGUUCACUCUCUGACAGCAGAGGGCGCUGAUGGAACAGCAGAAAUGCAGCGGUUACCCCGGAAACCCCGCAAAUAAAGCAGCUGCUCUACUGAACAGUAUUUAAAAUGCUUCAAACAGCCAUUCAGUUUUUUGUGUUCGCAGUGUUCAUCACAGCACCAAAUACUUAAUACUUAAAAACUUAAUAGGCUAUUUAUUUUCAAAAUUAAACUUUUUUUUUUUUUUUUUAAUAAAUGUUUAAGGUUUAAAAAAAUAGCCUAACGUUAAAUGAGACCUUAUUGUAAAGUGUUACCUGUUGUUCUUUAUAAUUCUUUUGCAACAUUUUAUGUUUGAAACAUUUUACUUUAUAAUUUGUGUAUUGAGUUGUAUUUAAAUGUUCAGAGUUCUUAUUGUUAUUAGAAAGAGUCCUUAAACCUGUUGUACUAUGACAACACUUUUUUUGCAACUUAUUUCAAUAUCAUGAUAAAAUUCGUAUACCUUGAUAAAGGCUUCAGCAAUUAUCGCAACAUGAAAAUCUUAUAUCGUCACAUGCCUAGUGGCAAGUAGCCAUGUAAUAAGCGGGAUAAUUCACAUCCAGCUGGUUAUCGCAGAAUAAACCCCUUUAGGCUGAUGCAAGGUCCUGAUCACCCUGUCGGGGUUUAUUCUGUGAUAAGAACCAGCUGGAUAUACACUAUCCCUUACUUAUUCACCUGUUGAGUAAAACUUCUCCAUCGCCUUUAAACCAUUUCAAAUUUCUCAGUUUUGCCAUCUCUGAAAAGCCAAGCCAAUGUUGAUUCUUGUAUUAUUACGAGCUGUCACAUUCUCUUUUUGCCAGCAGACUCUCCUCUGUUCUGCGUUGUUUUUGGUUUUUUUUGAGUGAUUCUCCAGAGGUUCACCGCUGUGCUUAAUAUUUGUAUGAAAUGAAAUUUACAUAAAAUAGAAAUAUUUUGCAACAUACAAAUUAUUUUUGUCAGUCUUUAUCCUUUUAAUGCAUUGUUGCUGAAUACAAGUAUUAAUUUCUUUCAGAAAAGAAAAAAAACAGACAUCCUACUGACCCCUAACUUUUGAAUUGUGCUCUUAAUAUGAUUGUAAAAUUAAUAGAUUGACUAAUAUUAUCA
This is a messenger RNA of Ctenopharyngodon idella (grass carp), 4664 nucleotides long. RefSeq names its product zinc finger CCCH-type containing 7A (gene zc3h7a). Gene Ontology annotation, molecular function: protein binding; metal ion binding; miRNA binding. The transcript has 21 exons. The coding region runs from base 100 to 2700 and encodes 866 amino acids. Gene Ontology annotation, biological process: miRNA processing. NCBI's taxonomy places the organism in Eukaryota, Metazoa, Chordata, Actinopteri, Cypriniformes, Xenocyprididae. The record is from RefSeq and is a predicted model, not a curated record.